CUACGAAUGCGCAGCCGCGAGCUGGAACCUAAGUCUCCUUCCCAGUAAGUUCCACGCCCGCUGCGUCCCCUUAGGUCACUGACAUUAGAGAACUCCUUACCCGAGACUCGCGAGGAUGGAUGGGAAUUGUAGUCUCCGUAGGACUGGUAGGUUCUUUAGCUUAUUCUCCGCUCUCAAGGUACGAAAACGUUAACAUUCCAGUCCAUAUCUGUUGACGAGCAUAAGCGUGCGGAGCUGUUCAGUCUAUCAACUGGGCUGUACUAAGGAUUAUGCUCGCUUCCAGUGUCGGAAGCUCUCCUCCAUAAGACUACAGUUUCGAAGGAACACUCCGGCGAAGGUAUUUUGAUCCGCAAUGCAUGCUGGAAGUUGUAGUUUUGGCCUACAGUCCUUUUAUUUACCUAAACUGGAGACUUCCAUUGCGGCGGAAGGGGUGAGGGAACGAGACCUCUUGCAAGUGUGUAGGCACUACUGUGCGCUCAAUUCGGACCUCAGCGAUUCCUUCCCCCUGCAUCAAUCACUGUGACGUAAUAAGCGGCCACAUCUACGCUUAGAGGCGAGAGGGCGGGCGCCGAAUGGAAAACUCCGAGAGAAUUCCUUCUUUUCCGUCUCUUACUAAUUACGUAACACAGGGAAAGACGAGAUGACCAAUUGAGAGCCGCGACAGACUUGGCUCUUUCUGCUCCGCCCUUCGUAACGUGUUUCGAUCUCGCGUUCUGAGAGGCUCUCGCCCUUUCGCAUCGACCGGUUUCCGUGGCAACGGUAAAGCGCGGGAAUUACAGAUAAAUUAAAACUGCGACUGCGCAUGUUCAUUGUAAAAGGAAGAGAUGGAUUUAUGUGUGGAUCGAGUUGAAGAAGUAAAAAACGUUCUCUGUGCUAUGCAGAAAAUCUUAGAGUGUCCGAUCUGUCUGGAGUUAAUCAAAGAGCCUGUUUCCACAAAAUGUGACCACAUAUUUUGCAAAUUUUGUAUGCUGAAGCUUCUCAACCAGAAGAAAGGGCCAUCACAGUGUCCGCUGUGUAAGAACGAUAUAACCAAAAGAAGCCUACAGGAAAGUACAAGAUUUAGUCAACUUGUGGAAGAGCUGUUGAAACUCAUUCAUGCUUUUGAGCUGGACACAGGAUUGCAGUUUGCAAAUAGUUACAACUUUUCAAAAAAGGGAAAUAAUUCUCCUGAGCAUCUAAAGGAGGAAGUUUCUAUCAUCCAAAGUUUGGGUUACCGAAACCGUACCCUAAGACUUCGACAGAGUGAACCUGAGAAUCCUACCUUGGAAACCAGCCUUGGUGUCCAACUCUCUAACCUUGAAGUUGUGAGAUCACUGAGGACAAAGCAGCAGGUACAAUCUCAGAAUAAGUCUGUCUACAUUGAAUUGGGAUCCGAUUCUUCUGAAGAUACAGUUAAUAAAGGAAGUUAUUACAGUGUGGGAGAUCACGGUCUAUUACAGAUCACCCCUCAAGAAGCCAGGGCUGAAGCCAGUUCCAGUUCUGCAAAAAAGGCUGCUUGUGAGUUUUCUGAGGACAUAACAAAUAUUGAACGUUGUUCAUCCAGUAAUAAAGCUUUGGCCACCACUGAGAAGAAGCAUGCACCCGAGAAGCUUCCAGAAAAGUCUCAGGUGAGCCAUCAGUCUGAAAACGAGGAAGUUCUGAGUGACAAGGAAUUGGUCUCAGAUGAGGAGGAGAGGGAGCCUGACCUGGAAGAGGAUAAUCCAGAAGAGCGGAGUGUGGAUUCAGAUUUAGAUGAAGCAGCAUCUGAGUACGAGAGUGAAACAGACCUUUCUGAAGACUCUUCAGGGCUGUCCUCUCAGAGCGACAUUUUGACCACUCAGCAGAGAGACACCAUGCAGGACAACCUGAUGAAGAUCAAGCAGGAGAUGGACCAGCUGGAGGCUGUGUUGGAGCAGCAGGAGAGCCAGCCUCCCGACAAGCCCCCUUUCCUCAGAGCUGGUUCUUGUGCAUCUGAGGACCUACUGAAUCUGGAGCGCAACACGUCAGAGAAAGUAUUAAUGUCAGAGAAAAGUAGUGAAUAUCCUAGAAGUCAGAAUCUGGAAAACCUUUCUGCAGACAAGGCUCAAGAGUAUCUGCAUAGUUCCAGCAGGAAGUGUAAAGGAACAGGCGUGGGAAGGUCUUCCCCUUCUAAAUCCCAGUUGUUAGACGGUAAGCGGGAUAUGCACAGCCACUCACAGAGUCUUCAGAACACAAACUGCCCAUCUCAAAAGGAGCUCAUUAAGGCUAUUGACAUGGAGGACCAGCAACCCACCAAGUCUGAGGCCCAAGAUCUAAUGGAGCCGUCUUAUUUGUCAAGACAAGAUCUCGAGGGAACCCCUUCCGUGGAAUCUGGAGUCAGACUCUUUGAUGACCCCGAGUCUGACCCCUACGAAGACAGAGCCCUGGAGCCAGCGCCUGUUUGCAGCGCGCCCGCUUCAACCUCUGCAUCGACAGUACCCCAGUUCCAAGUUGAAGAAUCUGCCAAGAAUCCAGCUACUGCCCAAACUACUAAUGCUGCUGGGUGUGAUGUGAAGGAAGACAGUGUGAGCAGGGAGAAGCCAGACGUGGUGUCAGUGUCGUCAACAAAAACAGUCAACAGAAGAAUAUCAAUGGUGGCAUCAGGCUUGACCCAAAAAGAAUUAAUGCUUGUGCACAAGUUCGCCAGAAAACACCGCAUCGCUGUCACUGAUCUAAUUACUGAAGAGACCACGCACGUCAUUAUGAAAACAGAUGCUGAGUUUGUAUGUGAACGGACACUGAAAUAUUUUCUGGGAAUUGCAGGAGGAAAAUGGGUAGUUAGCUAUUUCUGGGUGACCCAGUCUGUUAAAGAAAGAAAGAUUCUAGAUGAGCGUGAUUUUGAAGUCAGAGGAGACGUUAUCAAUGGAAGGAACCACCAAGGUCCGAAGCGAGCAAGAGAAUCCCAGGACAGAAAGAUCUUCAGGGGCCUAGAAAUCUGUUGCUAUGGGCCCUUUACCAACAUGCCCACAGAUCAACUAGAGCGGAUGGUGCAGCUUUGUGGGGCUGUCGUGGUGAAGGAGCCCUCAGCGUUCACUGCCGGCGAGGGCACUCACCAGGUUGUGGUCAUGCAGCUGGAUGCCUGGACAGAGGACAGCGGCUCCCACGUGAUUGGGCAGAUGUGUGAGGUACCUGUCGUGACCCGAGAGUGGGUAUUGGACAGCGUGGCCCUCUACCAGUGCCAGGAGCUGGACUCCUACCUGGUCCCCAGCCCACCCAGAGCGGCUGCUGAUUGCCACCAGCCAUGUGUGUCUCAUACACAGAUCCUGUCUCCACCGGACCCGGAGGAUAAGCUUAAGAAGUGGCCUUUCUCCCGGCCCUGGGAUCUCCUCUUUAGUCCUUCUACAGUCCUGGUUGCUAAAUAUUUUAUGUACUUCAGCCUGAAAAGGACUUCUGGCUGUGCAGAGGUCCCUUAAAGAUUUUCUGCUUCGCGUCUCCCUUUGAAAUCUGCCAUGAGCACAAAAUUGUGGUAAUUUUUCACCUGAAAAGAAUUUUAAAUGCCACCAAUUGAGCAAGAUGCUGAUUCAUUAUUUAUCAGUCCUAGUCCUUGUGCUGGGGCUGUCGGCUUAGAGCUGGGGGCACAGAGCAGCUGGGCUCUGAGUAGAUGGUUUCCCUGAAUUUGUUUCUCUAAAACCCUGUGUUCAUAAAGGCCAAGAGUGAGACCCUUAAGUAGAAGGUGAGUACUUAGAGACCUGCGAUGAGACUGAACAGUCCGUGGGCAGCUCUCGAAGGCCGGAGUGGGAGCAUUGGCGGGGAAUUCGGAGGCAGGGAGUGGAUGGAAAUGUGACAUUGAGGGUUAGAGAGGGCGGGCACACUGACCCUGAUCUCCAAAAGUCUGGGCCAAAACUGGUGUCCAGAGAGUUUUCUAAUUCCCUGUUGGUAAUUUAAAAAAAAAACUUUGUUUUUGUGGCUCUGAUAUGUAACCCAUUCCUUUGAAAUAUAAGAUCUCUGAUAUGAAUAUUUCAUGUCUGUAAAAUGAUGGAUCCCACCAGGAAAGAAGUUCUCGUGUUCCUUGAAGUAAUUUUUUUCUUUUGCUCCCUAUUGCUGAAUGUACAGCUUCAUAAAUAAUUUUGCCUGCUGACGGAAGAGAAAGUGUUUUCCGUAAACCCAUUAUCAGGGACUGUUUGUGGCUGCUGGGAGGACUAGGUCUUCCUCGGCCCCCAGGGUGUGAGGGCAGUGCCGGCCUCUCUGUGCGUAGUGUGUUUUGUCAAUGUUGUGCUGUUCACCUGCAAAUAAACUUGAUGCACACACC
Molecule: messenger RNA, 4246 nt
Organism: Artibeus jamaicensis (Jamaican fruit-eating bat)
Lineage: Eukaryota; Metazoa; Chordata; Mammalia; Chiroptera; Phyllostomidae
Gene: BRCA1
Product: BRCA1 DNA repair associated
Biological process (GO): positive regulation of transcription by RNA polymerase II; double-strand break repair via homologous recombination; dosage compensation by inactivation of X chromosome
Cellular component (GO): plasma membrane; BRCA1-BARD1 complex; BRCA1-A complex
Molecular function (GO): metal ion binding; ubiquitin-protein transferase activity
Source: RefSeq, a predicted model, not a curated record